This is a messenger RNA of Paramecium tetraurelia, 477 nucleotides long. RefSeq lists its product as uncharacterized. The transcript has a single exon. The record is from RefSeq and is a predicted model, not a curated record. Gene Ontology annotation, molecular function: zinc ion binding. NCBI's taxonomy places the organism in Eukaryota, Ciliophora, Oligohymenophorea, Peniculida, Parameciidae.
AUGUAAAGUCAUAAUUAAUAACAACCUGGUGUUUAUUAGAGUCCUAAUUAAGGUUAAUACCUCUCACAACAAAACCAGCAAGCUGUUAAUAACUACAAUUAUCCAACCGUCCAAGCUGAUUAACAGUAUAUUCCUCAAUAGCAAUAGUAUGGGUAGCCUAUGAAUCAUUAAGACUAAUAAUAUGUAUAUGGAGCACCAGUGGGGAUGGCUUAAGGAAUGCCAAUGAAACUACCAAGGACUGCAGAUGGAGUUAGAUUUCCAGUUGAUAUUGAAUGCUAAUUUUGUAAAAGAAACACAAGAACAAGAAUUGAAUAUAAAUCAGGAGGAAAUGUUUAUUGUUGCUCAUGUUUGCUAUUUUUUACAAUUCCAAUAUUGGUAUGCCUGCCUUGUUGUUUGAAAUCUUAAAAAGAUGUUAUACAUUAUUGUACUUAAUGCAAUCAUCAGGUUGGUUUCGCUGAAAAGAAGUGUUGUGAUUGA